This is a messenger RNA of Phacochoerus africanus (Common warthog), 1409 nucleotides long. RefSeq names its product archaelysin family metallopeptidase 2 (gene AMZ2). The record is from RefSeq and is a predicted model, not a curated record. Gene Ontology annotation, biological process: proteolysis. The transcript is spliced from 9 exons. The coding region runs from base 235 to 1317 and encodes 360 amino acids. Gene Ontology annotation, molecular function: metallopeptidase activity. Lineage: Eukaryota; Metazoa; Chordata; Mammalia; Artiodactyla; Suidae.
GUGCGGUGGGCGGGGCGUCCGUCGAAGGGGCGUGGCGCGGCGCCGCGUGCGGGUGAAGGCCCCCCACACAAGUUUCUCACCAGGCCCCGACAUGCCUGUCCUUUUGAGGCAAAAACUUCAAUGGGAUCCUUCCUCUCCCUAAAGCCUCGUGGCGGGGCAGCUGGUUCACCCAUUCAAACGGAAGGAUGAGAUCAGUUCAUAGGAACAUGAUGUGAAUGGAAGCAGCCUGUCAUUAUGCAAAUAGUACGACACUCUGAACAGACACUAAAAACAGUUCUCAUCUCAAAGAACCCAGCGCUGGUGGCACAGUACGAGAAGUUAGAUGCUGGGGAACGGCGUUUGAUGAACGAAGCCUUCCUGCCAAACAGUGAUCUCUUUGGACCCAUUACUUUGCAUUCGAAGUCAGAUUGGAUAAACUCCCACCCUGAGGCUCCCCAGGACUUUGAAGAGUUUUUCAAUGAUCCUUACAGAAAGACACCCUCUGCAGAGAAGCACAGUAUUUAUAUACAGUGCAUUGGAUCUCUUGGAAACACAAGGAGUGUCAGUGAAGAAUACGUUAAAUGGCUCAAAGGCUACUGUGAAGCAUUUUUCUACGGCUUGACAGUGAAACUCCUAGAACCAGUUCCUGUCUCUGCCACCAAGUGUUCAUUUAGAAUCAACGAUGACACACAAAACCUACAGAUUCAUGCAGGGCAGAUCCUGAAGUUCUUAAAAAAGAGGAAACCUGAAGAUGCCUUUUGUGUUGUGGGAAUAACAAUGAUUGAUCUCUAUCCAAGAGACUCCUGGAAUUUUGUCUUCGGACAGGCCUCUUUGACAGAUGGUGUGGGGAUAUUCAGCUUUGCCAGGUAUGGCCGUGAUUUCUAUAGCUCCCACUAUGAAGGCAAGGUGAAGAAGCUGCAGAAGAAAUCCUCGAGUGACUAUUCAGUUUUUGACAACUAUUACAUUCCUGAAGUCACUAGUGUUUUGCUGCUUCGGUCCUGUAAGACUCUAACCCACGAGAUUGGGCACAUCUUCGGACUUCGGCACUGCCAGUGGCUUGCCUGCCUCAUGCAAGGUUCCAACCACUUGGAAGAAGCUGACCGGCGCCCCCUCAACCUUUGCCCUGUCUGUUUACGCAAGCUGCAGAGUGCUAUUGGCUUCAGCCUUAAAGAAAGAUACCGAGCGCUGGUGAGGUGGAUUGACGAUGAAUCCACCGACACACCUAGAGUUACUCCGAGACACAGUCGCGAGGAUAACGUGAAUCUGCCCAAACCUGUGGAAGCCUUUAAGGAGUGGAAAGAGUGGCUAACCCAGUGCCUUGCUCUUCUCCACACAUAAGCACCCUCUCAUAGGAGUAAUUAAAAGAAAUAGCUGCACGGUACUCUUGCAUUUGGGCGGCGUAGUUCAUUGGAAUAAACUGUUGAGUCUGA